Somion occarium is the source of this 2431-nucleotide messenger RNA. The record is from the annotation of a GenBank genome assembly. Lineage: Eukaryota; Fungi; Basidiomycota; Agaricomycetes; Polyporales; Cerrenaceae.
GCGAUUACCUUGUGACGCUUUGCCUUGAUUGAAACAACUCAAGUGAGCGGCACGUCAGCCAUUGUGUACUCCUCGGGCACGCGCAAUGACCGCCGGUUCAACUGGGCUGUGACUUGUUGACGUCGCUUUGUUCUAAACUUGCAAUUACGUUCUCACUGCGACCAAUUUUUGGCAUCCCUAGAUCAUCGUUGGACAGCGCCGGCAUCCGACUGUUGUACAAUGAGAGAUUUACAUCACCCGAAAUGGCGACAUCUUUAGACGUUUGGGUAUUCCACCCCGACUCCUCGGAUACGGGCAGACAGCGACAAAGUCCGCUGGGAAAAGAACCAUGAUCCCAUGAGGUGCCGUCGGGAACGUUACACCUUGGCGGUUUUGGCAGAGAGGUCGUUCCUGGGUUCCGCUUUCGAUUUCCGUUAUUCGCAUCAAUUAAAUGUAAGAAUGUAUAAAUACCAUGCUACGCAGACAUGCAUCCCCACAGACGUCCAUCUCGCCUGUCUCAGUCAAGACGACCUCUUUCCAAAAGAUGAGGACUUUGAUCACGUGGUGCGCGUUGGCACUCGCUGCUGUAGUUUCUGCUGCGCCGGCCAAAGAAUGUGCUCACAAGGUCAAGGAGAGCAUUCCUCCUCCUCGGUUAUGGGUUAAGGAACGUCCUGCUCCCAAGGAUCUGACCAUUGAGUUGAGGAUCGCUUUGCCUCAACCCAACUUUUUUGAAUUGGAACGACACCUUUACGAAGUCAGUGAUCCAUUCCACGAGCGGUACGGUCAACAUCUCUCGAAGGAGGAAGUUGAAGCGCUUGUCACUCCCCACCCUGAGAGUAUCCAUUCAGUGAACGAAUGGCUUGCUUCCCAUGGCUUGACGGAGAGCGCACUUACUCGCUCCCCGGCUAACGACUGGGUACGAGUUAAGGUACCCAUCAGCUUGGCAGAGAAGAUGUUGGAUACCGAAUAUCACGUUUGGAGACAUACGAAGGAUGAUAACUACAUUGUCCGCACGACAAGUUAUAGUUUGCCAGAGAAUUUGCACGAACAUAUUGACUUGGUCCAGCCUACGACGCUCUUUUCGACUCUACGAGGCAUGGACACGACCUUCCGGUUCUCUCAGGACACUCCUGCUCCAUUAAGUGCUGAUGCACCGCCAAUUAACAUUCCCUCUGCCUCUGGCGGCAAGGUGGAUGCGAGUUGCAAUACAACCAUCACCAUCUCGUGUAUCCAACAACUAUAUAAUGCCGUCGGCUUCAAGCCCAGUGGCAAAAAUGGAAACCAGAUUGGUAUCACGGGUUAUCUUGAACAGUUUGCGAACAUUGCGGAUCUUCAAAGCUUCUACGCUGAUCAACGUCCGGAUGCAUUGAACUCCUCUUUCAAAUUCAUCUCAGUUAAAGGCGGUCUCAACAACCAGUCAAUCGAAGAGGCAGGGGCCGAGGCAAAUCUUGACGUACAGUUUGCAUUUGGUCUAACACAUCCCAUUCCUGGUACUUUCUACUCGACUGCGGGACGCCCUCCUUUCAAGCCCGACGUGCUGACGCCUACGAACACGAACGAGCCGUAUACAGAUUGGCUCGACUUUGUGCUUAGUCACCCGAAUCCUCCUCAGUCCAUCAGUACGAGUUAUGCCGAUGACGAGCAGACUGUCCCCGAAAGCUUCGCUAAACGCGCUUGCAAUGGCUUUGCUCAACUGGGUGCACGCGGCGUAUCUCUCAUGUUCAGUUCGGGCGACGGCGGUGUUGGUGACGGCGACAGUGAUCCAGCCACCCAACAGUGCUUCACAAACGACGGCCGAAACAAGACUCAGUUCGUUCCGUUGUUCCCUCCAGCUUGUCCAUUUGUAACUUCGGUUGGUGGGACUGUACAUGUUCCCGAGACCGCCGUGUUCUUCUCAGGUGGUGGCUUCAGCAAUCUUUUCCCUCGACCGGCUUAUCAAAACUCUAGUGUCUCCCAAUUCCUGAACAAAUUACCCAAGGGGACUUAUGCUGGCCUUUUCAAUCCAAAAGGCCGAGCCAUUCCUGAUGUCGCAGCUCAAGCUGACUUCUUCAGGAUCUUCUUGUCUGGUCGUAUCAUUUCUAUUGGCGGGACGUCUGCAGCUUCUCCCACGUUUGCUGGAAUUGUGGCCCUGUUAAACGAUGCGCGUCUUUCGAAGAAGCUGCCAUCUCUGGGCUUCCUUAAUCCUCUGCUCUACGCUAUCGGUGCUAACUUCCCUAAGGGAUUCAAUGAUAUUACUAUCGGUAACAAUCCAGGUUGUGGAACGCCCGGAUUCAACGCAACCAAGGGUUGGGAUCCAGUGACCGGCCUCGGUACUCCGAACUUUGGCGUAUUGAAGGAUAUCGUCACUGGACCCCUUGCCAGAUUCUAAUGCCCCUUCCUUGUUGCUGAUGGAUGGUGGUGUAGCUAAUUAUGUAAACGAUAAAUGAAAUAUGCGCUGGUGACGACCUGAGGU